AUGGAGACGUGGCUGAAGGGGGAGAACGAAGCGGAGAUCCAGGUGAAGGUGUGCCCCAAAUGUAAGACGCCGAUAAUCAACACGCAGAGGUACAGCGAGUACCUGAAGAAGGCCAUGGUGGACAUCCAAAACGUGAAGAAGCGGCUGAACGGCAGCCCGGAAGCGAAUCGCGAGAUGAGGCUGCAAUUGUGGGCGAGAAUCUUGUUGUUGAAACACCAUCAUAUCAGCAAAUUCUCCAUAUUAUUCUCUUCUGCAUUGAAAGAAACAGAAUCCCGCCUAGAAGAAACCAAGUGGGACGUGGAGAGAGGUCGCGUCAGGCAAUCUUUCAACGCCGUCAUUUUGAACUCGAUAACUUCCAAAGUCCAAAUCCUGGAACACAUCGCCAAAAUUUUCGUUUCUGGGACAGACAGCCCAGAGGUCCAGGCCCAACUUUCUUUCAUCCUCGAUUGCAUACAGAGGAAUGAGGUGCAUGUGACCAAUCAAGAGAUAGACGACAUACAAAUGGAAAUUAGCAGAUUGAAGCGACGCAUUCUGUCGAUGUUCAAGAGGCCCAGCGUGACCCCGGCAGCUCGCAUCCAGCACAUAGAAAAACUGGUCAACACUCGCAACAGAUACACCAAAGCCAUCGAUGAAUCCGUCCAGGAGAUGAUGAAGACACUGGAAAGCGGCAUCAAGAUCAGCGAGUUCAAGUGUCCCAACGGGCAUCCCUACAUCAUCACGGAAUGCGGGGGAGCCAUGCAGGAGUACACUUGUCCAGAGGCGGGGUGCGGAGAGAAAAUCGGGGGCACGCAUCAUACGUUAAUCGGUACUAAUCAGCUGGCUUCGGAGAUGGACGGGGCUAGGUUUGCCGCUUGGUCAAAUAUGGCGAAUAAUUUGGGAAAUUACGAUAUACCGAUGUAG
Messenger RNA from Phaedon cochleariae (mustard beetle), 900 nucleotides. The record is from the annotation of a GenBank genome assembly. NCBI's taxonomy places the organism in Eukaryota, Metazoa, Arthropoda, Insecta, Coleoptera, Chrysomelidae.